AUGUCCAACUCGCUCGAUCAGCUCAAGGCCGCUGGCACCACUGUGGUGUCUGACUCUGGCGACUUUGAAUCUAUUGCCAAGUACCAGCCUCAGGAUGCCACCACCAACCCUUCCCUCAUCUUGGCCGCCGCCAACAAGUACCCCAAGUUGAUGGAAACCGCCAUUGCCUACGGCAAGGAGAAGGGUGGCGACAUCGACUCCCAGGUCGACCAUGCCCUCGACCGCCUCCUCGUCGAGUUUGGCAAGGCCAUCCUCAACACACUUGAGAAGAAGGACGGCAGGGUCUCUACCGAGGUCGACGCCGCUUUCUCCUACGAUACCAAGGCCACAAUUGGCAAGGCUCACCACAUUAUUGACCUCUACAAGGAGCAGGGUGUCGACCCCAAGAGGAUCCUCAUCAAGAUCGCCUCCACCUGGGAGGGCAUCCAGGCCGCCAAGGUCCUCCAGUCCGAAGGAAUCAACUGCAACCUGACUCUCAUGUUCUCUUUGCCCCAGGCUAUUGCCUGCGCCGAGGCCGGGGCCUUCCUGAUCUCUCCCUUCGUCGGCCGCAUCCUCGACUGGUACAAGGCUCACGAGAAGAAGGAGUACACCAAGGAGGAAGAUCCUGGUGUCGCCUCGGUCAAGCAAAUCUUUGAGUACUACAAGACCUCUGGCCACCCUACCAUUGUCAUGGGCGCUUCGUUCCGUAACAUUGGUGAGAUUACCGAACUUGCUGGCUGCGACUACCUGACCAUUUCUCCCAACCUGCUCGAGGAGCUCAUCAACUCCACCGAAGCUGUCCCCAAGAAGCUCGACGCCUCAAAGUUCGCCUCCGCGGAAGCCAAGGCCAACUACAAGAACAAGUACAUCAAGGACGGCAAGACUCUCAGCGAAGACAACGAGGCUCAAUUCCGAGCCGACUUUGAGAAGGUCCAGAUGGCCGUCGAUAAGCUAAAGGAGGGUAUUGACAAGUUUGCCGCGGAUGCCGUCAAGCUUAAGGGUAUCAUUAAGGAGAAGAUUGAGAAGCCUAGUGCUUAA
Molecule: messenger RNA, 1017 nt
Organism: Pochonia chlamydosporia 170
Lineage: Eukaryota; Fungi; Ascomycota; Sordariomycetes; Hypocreales; Clavicipitaceae
Product: transaldolase
Exons: 6
Coding region: 1-1017 (338 amino acids)
Biological process (GO): pentose-phosphate shunt; carbohydrate metabolic process; pentose-phosphate shunt, non-oxidative branch
Cellular component (GO): cytoplasm; intracellular anatomical structure
Molecular function (GO): transaldolase activity
Source: RefSeq, a predicted model, not a curated record